This is a messenger RNA of Thyridium curvatum, 1341 nucleotides long. RefSeq lists its product as uncharacterized. The record is from RefSeq and is a predicted model, not a curated record. Lineage: Eukaryota; Fungi; Ascomycota; Sordariomycetes; Thyridiales; Thyridiaceae. Bases 1 to 1341 code for a protein of 446 amino acids. The transcript has a single exon.
AUGCUGUCAGAGCCUGCAAGGGUAGCCUUCUCGCAGAAAUCUGAAGCCCCGUCGCUCGUUCGUUUGUACAGGUUCCUGUCUUCAGAGUACCGCAUUCUUUUCACACUCUGCUUUCUGGCAAACCUCGCGGGCGUGGUCAUAUUUCUUUGGCAAUGGGUGCUUUACGGGAAGCCAAACGAGGCCACUUGUGCUUUGGCGACGUCUAUCAACCUUACAGUAUCAAUCGUCAUUCGAGAAGAGCACAUCGUGAACGCACUCUACUGCAUCUUCACCGCCAUUCCGAAAACACAACCGCUCUGGAUCCGACGAAGAGCCGGCAAGAUCUAUCAUCUCGGCGGGCUACAUAGCGGAUGUGGCGUGGCGGCAACAUUUUGGUUCGUCUUUCUCUCUAUCGAGAAGUCGGUUUCUUUCAGCAAUGAAACAAACAGAGAUGCUACAAAAUGGUGCCACAUCCUUGUAGUGUAUAUGCUCGACCUCUUGUUGGUAGCAAUCGUCGUGAUGGCAUAUCCCGCUAUCCGCGCUAAAUUGCACAACGCAUUCGAGCUCGUCCAUCGGCUGGCAGGCUGGUCCUGCCUUAGCCUUUUGUGGUGUCUGACCGUGCUGGAUGUCUCGAUUACCACGCCGUCGGAUGAGUCUCUGGGUAUCGCUCUCUUGAGCAGCGUUAACUUCUGGCUCGUCCUUAUUUCGACUUGCAGCGUGAUCUCGACCUGGUUGAACUGUCGGAAGUUAUCUGUCCGGUCCGAGAGGCUCUCUUCGCAUGCGUUGCGAAUGUUCUUCAGCUACACCGACCCUCAGCCAGGUACCACAAUUCGACUCUCAUCUCGGCCGCUACUUGAGUGGCAUGCGUUUGCCACGGUGAAGAAUCCGGAUGAGCCAGGCUUCUCGGUUGUCAUCUCGAACGCCGGAGACUGGACUAAAAGGAUAAUCAACCAACCUCCCCACCAGAUCUGGGCUCGACGCACUCCUACCUGUGGCGUGUUGCGGAUCGCGCCCAUGUUUAACAGUAUAGUGCUCGUUGCUACAGGUUCUGGCAUCGCACCCUGUCUUCCUGUCAUAAUGGCACAGCAAACCCGCAUCACCUUGUUUUGGUCGACCCGGGAUCCUCUUGAGACGUAUGGGCCGGAGAUUGCGUCGAUCGUCUUAGGGCUCGGAAAAGACGCACACAUUCACAAUACCUCGACGAUGGGGCGGCCGAACACUCUUCCAACCGUGAUGGACCUUUACAAGCGGACAGCGAGCGAAGCCGUGAUUGUCAUUUCCAAUCCGAAAUUGACCAUCGACCUCGUAUUGGACUUGGAGAUGCUGGGAGUGCCAGCCUUUGGCCCCAUCUGGGAUUCUUGA